Molecule: messenger RNA, 462 nt
Organism: Ustilago hordei
Lineage: Eukaryota; Fungi; Basidiomycota; Ustilaginomycetes; Ustilaginales; Ustilaginaceae
Exons: 2
Coding region: 1-462 (153 amino acids)
Source: RefSeq, a predicted model, not a curated record
AUGUCCGGGCGUCUAGCACCUGGACUAACAGAGCUUCAUUGUCAUGCAACUGGCCCAGACCGCUCUCACGCUACCUUCGCUCCACCGUGCACACACACCCGCGAAUAUCCGGACUCCCUUACCACCUUUUGCACACACGCCUUUUGCAUCGGCAUCGCAGUGGAAGCUUCUGAGCCUCGACAGCUCGCUACGGCCACCCAAGUUCAAGGUUGCCCAGCUGUCGAGCUCGAGCAUCCUGAAUCACUUCUGGUCCCAUUCACCGUGCCUUCCUCAUCGGUGCCAGUCUUGAGUGAGAUGCGGCAUUGGUCGUCUUCGGGUCGUCGAAUCGGGCCGGUCAGUGAUUUUCCUGUUCCUGCGGCAGCCAUGUGUAUCGCACAACACAGCAUGGCAUGGCCCAAAGAGGCGAAGCUUGAAGAGACGUAUUACGCCGCGCUCAAGAUUGCAUCCGAAAGAAAGGGAUAG